Molecule: messenger RNA, 1651 nt
Organism: Setaria italica (foxtail millet)
Lineage: Eukaryota; Viridiplantae; Streptophyta; Magnoliopsida; Poales; Poaceae
Product: benzyl alcohol O-benzoyltransferase
Exons: 1
Coding region: 101-1417 (438 amino acids)
Source: RefSeq, a predicted model, not a curated record
CUCGGCAUAUCUGAAUACUACGCACUUCCGAAAGGCAGUCACUUCAACUUCUUGGUUUUUUUGGCGGAAGGAAGCAAAGGAGCACGUCGGGGCGCCGGCCAUGACGACGGCCGCAUUCACCUUCGCCGUGCGCCGGCGGGAGCCCGUGCUCGUCGGCCCUGCCGCGCCGACGCCGCGCGAGACGAAGCGCCUGUCCGACCUCGACGACCAUGAGACGCUGCGCGGGCAAGCGCCGUUCCUCUUCUUCUACCGCGGCGGGGCGCACGCGCAUGACCGCGACCCGGCGGGCGUGAUCCGCCGCGCGCUCGGCGAGGCGCUCGUGCCGUACUACCCGCUCGCCGGGCGGCUGCGGGAGGUGGAGGCGCGGAAGCUGGUCGUCGACUGCACCGGCGAGGGGGUGAUGUUCGUGGAGGCCGACGCCGACGUGCGGCUGGCGGACCUCGAGGCGGCGGCCACGGGGCUGACGCCGCCGUUCCCGUGCAUGGACCAGCUGCUGUUCGACGUGGACGGCUCCAGUGGAGUGCUCGGCUGCCCCUUGCUGCUCAUCCAGGUGACCCGGCUGCUCUGCGGCGGCUUCGUCUUCGCGAUCCGGCUCAACCACACCAUCUGCGACGCCAUCGGCCUCGCCCAGUUCGUGUCCGCCGUCGCGGAGCUCGGCCGCGGCCUCCCCGCACCAACCGUUGCGCCGCCAUGGUCCCGCGAGCUCCUAGAGGCACGCAACCCGCCAAGGCCGACGUUCCCUCACCGCGAAUUCGACGCCGUGCCGCCGCCGCCGCCUCCGCCGCCGGGUGAUAUGGUCAUGCGGACGUUCACCUUUGGCCCGUCCGAUAUCAGCGCCAUCAGGAAGGACCUCCCACCGAACCUCCGGGACACGGUCACGACUUUCGAGGUGCUCACGGCGGCGCUCUGGCGCGCCCGCACGGCCGCGCUGGAGCUCUCGCCGGACGAGGACGUGCGCCUGGUGUUCAUCUCCAACAUCAGGGGCUUGCCGGAGCUGGGGCUUCCCGCCGGCUAUUACGGGAACGCGUGCGUGCCCAUGGCGGUGCUGGUCACCGUGGAGGCCCUGCUCGGCGGCUCGCUGGGCGACGCGGUGGAGCUGGUGCGUGAGGCGAAGGCGACAGUGACCGCCGAGUACGCGCGGUCCACGGCCGACCUGCUGGUGCUGCGCGGGCGGCCGUAUGUGGCCAUGUCGAACCUGUUCCUCGUGUCCGACAACCGGCACGCUGGGUUCCAACGCGUCGACUUCGGGUGGGGCGAGCCGGUGUACGCCGGCCCGGCGGCGACGGUGUUCGGGUUGAGCUUAUUCGUCCACGUCGGGAACGGCGGCGGGGUGGGCGCAGUUGCCGCGAUGAUCACGCUGCCGCUCCCGGCCAUGGACAGGUUCGCGUCGGAGGUGAAGACGUUGAUGAAGGGUUAGUGACGCGUUCUGGGAAGGCCGGCCGGUAGCCAAGGCAGGGCCGCGCCGCCGCGCGAGACCAGCAAGCCCCUGCCCGGAAUUAUCAUGUGCACCGAUCAAACAGUAAUAGAGAAAUUCAUCGCCUAGCGCGCUCCUUUUGAUUUCGUUUCCUCCUUGCUCCUUAGUUUGUAUGAUCAAUAAUGUAAGGAAAACUCUAACUUUGAAUCGAUGAGAUCAGUCUUCUCUACGGUCCAA